GUGUUAUACGAGGGUCAUGCCAAAAGAAGUUAGAUACUCUAUGGUCAUUUGAUCGAUACUGGCCAGUUAUACACCAUUGUAAAGGUAGGUUAUUUGCUAAUAAAUUCAAAUAUGGAACACUCGGAAAAUGUUAGGAUUCCUUUUUUAAUUAUUUUUUUUCUGGGUAAUUUUGGAGGGAAAUUUUCGCAACAAUGGAGCUCACUCGACGUGAUUUUCGUGUUAUGAUUUAUUAUGAUUUUAAAAAAGGUUUAAAACCUCAAGAGUGUUUUGAACUUUUAGUUUCAACUUUUGGCGAGUCUGCUUGUUCACGUGCAACUGUUUUUAAUUGGUUUGCUGAAUUUAAAAGGGGACGAGAGACCUUUGAAGAUGAGGCGAAGACCGGACGGCCGCCAACCGCAGUCACUCAAGAAAACGUACAGGCUGUGGAAAAAAAUGUUCGUGCGAACCGACGAAUUACAUAUGCAGAGCUCGAGCGUGAGCUGGGUAUUGGAUCAGCAGCAUUGCAAACUAUAAUUCAUUAUCAUCUGGCCCUUCAUAAGCGUUGUUCAAGAUGGGUGCCGCACAAACUCACCGAUUUGCAAAAAGACCGCCGCGUAGAUUGGUGCAAAUUUAUGAUAGAUAAAUUCGACGCUGGCGAGAAAAAAAAUGUAUAUGAUAUACUUACAGGUGACGAAACAUGGCUAUAUAACUACGACCCCGAAACAAAGCGGCAGUCCACAGUAUGGUGUUUUGAAGAUGAGCCGACGCCAACAAAAUGUCGCCGAACCCGAAGUACACAAAAACAAAUGAUUGCCUCAUUUUUCUGCAAGACGGGACAUAUUGCUACGAUAGUGCUAGAAGAUCAAAGGACAGUCAACUCUGAAUGGUAUGUGACAGUUUGUGCCCCCAGAGUACUGUCAGCUUGGUGUGACAAGCGGCCGAAAUCGGGAACUCAGCACCUGCUCUGGCACCAUGACAACGCUGCCCCUCACACUUCUGCUAGAACACUUGACUAUUUCAGCUCAAAAAACGUGACUAUCUUGCCCCACCCGCCAUAUUCCCCCGACCUAGCCCCUUGCGAUUUUUACUUAUUUCCCAAAAUUAAAGAAAAAUUAAAAGGAAGGCGAUUUGAGAACAAAGAAGAUGCCCUGGCUGCGUAUAAUUAUGAAAUUUCUGAGGUAUCUAAAGAAGAGUGGUCAUCGGUAUUUUCUAAGUGGUUUAGACGGAUGGAAAAGUGUAUACGUGUUCACGGUGACUACUUCGAAAAAAUAGAUAGCUGUAAUAAAGAAUAAAGUCGGUAACUUUUGAGUAUCUAAUUUCUUUUGGCAUGACCCUCGUACUAGAUCUCGUUCAAACCAAUUUUCGGUGGAAGUUUGCAUGGUAAUGUAUAUCAUAUAUUUUUUGUAGAUUUUUCAUUCUGUUAUUUUAGAAGUUACAGGGGGGUGGGGGGGACACACAUUUUUUC
Messenger RNA from Cydia pomonella (codling moth), 1444 nucleotides. RefSeq names its product histone-lysine N-methyltransferase SETMAR-like. The record is from RefSeq and is a predicted model, not a curated record. The coding region runs from base 192 to 1271 and encodes 359 amino acids. Gene Ontology annotation, molecular function: nucleic acid binding. Lineage: Eukaryota; Metazoa; Arthropoda; Insecta; Lepidoptera; Tortricidae. The transcript has 2 exons.